AUGGUGUGGACACGCCCACGUCCAGACUGUGGGGUUCCGCUGGCCCGGGCGGAGAGGUCUUCUAUUUCCGGGCAGCGUAGCUUUCUCUCCAAAUUCCCACGGGCCUGCGGGAGGCGGGGCGGGGGCGGUGGGCGGGCACGAGGCCAUGCGCAUGCGCCCCAGCUGCCCGGGAGCCGCGCAGCAGGCCGCCGGGGCCGAGUGACAGUGACCCCGACCCCUGGAAGACCCAAGCGCCGGCGCCAGCGCCGACGCGCGGGGACCUCGGCCGCUCGGCCGGCUCCUCCGGCCACGUGCUGCGCCUCCACCUCCCGCUCCUUGCUCCUGGGCCUUGGCAGCUGCGGCUCGCAGCUCAGGGCCAGGGCCACACGGCCAGUGAGGCGGGGGCCCGGGGAAGGCGGGCCUCCCCAGGAAUCCUGGGUGGCCUUAGCUGUGGGAGGGGGUCUUCAGGAGGCAGGGGCCCGCGGGCGUCCCGCUGCCAUGGCAGGGCUGGGAACAGAGCAGGCACUAGCGGGUGGCAGGUGCGAGGAGGCCAGCAGCCUCAGGGUGGAGGCCGUGCGGCAGGGAGCGUCGGCGGCGGCUGAGGCGGCGGCGGCGGCGGCGGCAGCAGCUGCAUCGAUGGAGGCGGAGGUUGUGGGCAUGGGGGAGGCCUUGGUGCUGCUGGUGGACGACAUCAUGGAGGCUGUGGUGGAGGUGGUGGCGGAGGAGCAGGAGGAGCAGGAGUCGCAGGAGGAGGAGGAGGUGCAGGCCAAGGAGCGGGAAGAGAAGCCCUGGAAGCAGGGGCGCGCAGAGCCAGGGCGCGGACCCCCGACCUCCCUGAGCCCGCUGGAGGCCCUGGGGGCCCUUCAGUUAGAGCUGAGCGCUGUGAACGCCCAAGCCAACAGGGCCUACUUGCGGCUCAAGCGCAGGGUCCGUCGGAGGCGGGAGCCUCGUUUGGAUCGAAGAAGAGCCAUCAUCCAGGACAUCCCCGGCUUCUGGGCCAAAGCUAUUGUGAGUCACCCCCAGCUGUCGGCCUUGAUCAGUGACCAAGACGAAGAUGUGCUGAGCUACAUGAUCACCUUGGAGGUCAGGCCGGGCAGCCGCCCCAAGUACCGCUGCAGGUUGAUGUUCUUCUUCCGGAGCAACCCCUACUUCUGCAACCAAGUGAUCCUUAAGGAGUAUCACCUUAGCUUCGCAGGCUACAGGGCGUAUAGUUCCACUCCAGUGCAGUGGUUCUGGGAUUACGAACGGGGAGCCCCCAGCCGCAGGCAGGACGCCGUCAGCCUUAACUUCCUCAACUGGUUGUCAGGCCACGAUUGCCCCGGGUCUGACAGGAUUGCUGAGAUCAUCCGCGAGGACCUGUGGCCCAACCCCCUGCGCUACUACCCGAGGGAGCAAGGCGCCGGGAGAGGCCGCUUCAGCUGCACCUUGGGUUGUUCCCGUGCGUGUCCGUGUCGGUCUGUGCCCGCGUGCCCGCGAGCAGGCUUCCUCAUGCGUCGGUGGUCCUGCAGAGCCAGCGGUGAAGGCGACGGAGCAGGAGAGUUCGGCCGAGUAGAACGAGAGCCCGGAGGCGUGUGCAGACGCGCGUGAGACCGGCGGCCGGGGUCUGGGGCACCGGAGAGGAGCGAGGAAAGGAUCGCCAGUGGAGGUUGCAGAGGGUGGGCAGCACGUACCCGGAAUGAGGCCGAGAGAGACGUCAACAGGCUAACGAGUGCUCCUGUCUUG
Messenger RNA from Camelus dromedarius (Arabian camel), 1701 nucleotides. Its product is annotated as testis-specific Y-encoded protein 1-like. Lineage: Eukaryota; Metazoa; Chordata; Mammalia; Artiodactyla; Camelidae. The record is from RefSeq and is a predicted model, not a curated record. Gene Ontology annotation, molecular function: histone binding; chromatin binding. Gene Ontology annotation, cellular component: chromatin; nucleus. Gene Ontology annotation, biological process: nucleosome assembly. The coding region runs from base 1 to 1566 and encodes 521 amino acids. The transcript has 7 exons.